Salvia splendens (bonfire salvia) is the source of this 1874-nucleotide messenger RNA. Its product is annotated as serine/threonine-protein kinase STY13. Bases 433 to 1662 code for a protein of 409 amino acids. Gene Ontology annotation, molecular function: ATP binding; protein serine/threonine kinase activity. The record is from RefSeq and is a predicted model, not a curated record. The transcript has 4 exons. NCBI's taxonomy places the organism in Eukaryota, Viridiplantae, Streptophyta, Magnoliopsida, Lamiales, Lamiaceae. Gene Ontology annotation, biological process: protein phosphorylation.
UGGAAAUAAGGGGAGAGAAAAAGGAGACGAAGACUCUGCUCAAUCCUCAUACUUCCCUUCAUUUUUCAUCUCCUCUCUCUCAAUACUCUGCUGCCGCUGCUUUCUCUCUCUAAAAUUGCCCUUCUCCGACGUUGUUGCUUCUCUCCAUUGGUUGUACGGUUGAGAGGCGUGAGCUCGACGAGGAGCAGAGCCGUAAUUGCACAGACCUCCGUUCGGGUUUACCUGUAGCGUGUGAUAGAGUGGAGGCUCUCCGCACUCGAUCGGGGGUUUAUUAAGUUUCGCAAAUAAUUUUUCUUUUCGCGGGGAGGUUCUGUUUCCAUGGAAAGUUCUGAAUAUUAGUCUGCUCAAUAGACUAAAAAGGUUUUGGUGUGGGAGCUUGGGGUUUGCAAUACUAAUGCAUUGCAGACUGGAUUGAUUAGCACUACAAAGAAAAUGUUGGAAGGUCCCAAGUUUACUGGAAUUGUAGGGCUAAACAAUAAUCAUGAAAAUUAUGUGAUGCAUUUUUAUCACAAGCUCAAUGAGGGAUCAAAUAUGUCGACCGAAAGUUUUGGGAGCUUGCAGAUGAGCAAUGGUGGAGGGUCUGUCGCGAUGUCGGUAGACAACAGCAGUGUUGGGUCAAAUGAUUCCCACACUCGUAUCUUGGGCCACAAUGGCCUCAGGCAUGUCAAAGACUAUUCUGUUGCUGCCAGUGUCAAUCAUGGAAGAGUUUCUCAUGGGCUGAGUGAUGAUGCCCUCGCUCAAGCUCUGAUGGAUCCUCGGUAUCCUACUGAAGGACUUGGGAAUUAUGAUGAGUGGACGAUUGACCUGAGUAAGCUGAACAUGGGGCUUGCUUUUGCUCAGGGUGCUUUUGGGAAGCUCUACAGAGGCACGUAUAAUGGUGAGGAUGUUGCAAUUAAGCUUUUGGAGAAGCCAGAGAAUGACGCCGAGAGGGCACACUUGAUGGAGCAGCAGUUUCAACAAGAAGUAAUGAUGCUGGCUACGCUUAAACACCCAAAUAUUGUUCGCUUUAUUGGUGCAUGUCGAAAGCCCAUGGUGUGGUGUAUUGUGACAGAAUACGCCAAGGGAGGGUCAGUGCGCCAGUUCUUGACAAAACGCCAGAAUCGUGCAGUGCCCUUGAAAUUAGCUGUCAAGCAGGCCUUAGAUGUGGCUAGGGGGAUGGCUUAUGUUCAUGGAUUAAAUUUGAUCCACCGGGACUUGAAAUCUGACAAUCUUCUAAUUGCCGCUGACAAGUCUAUUAAGAUUGCAGAUUUUGGUGUAGCUCGUAUUGAAGUUCAGACAGAAGGAAUGACACCAGAAACAGGCACAUACCGAUGGAUGGCCCCAGAAAUGAUCCAACAUCGGGCUUAUACCCAGAAAGUUGAUGUAUAUAGCUUUGGGAUUGUCCUAUGGGAGCUAAUCACAGGGAUGCUCCCAUUCCAGAAUAUGACUGCCGUUCAGGCAGCAUUUGCUGUGGUGAACAAAGGUGUUCGGCCAACCAUCCCGAACGAGUGUCUGCCUGCUCUGAGUCAGAUCAUGAUGCUCUGCUGGGAUGGGAAUCCUGAUGUUAGGCCGUCCUUCAAGGAGGUGGUUAGAAUGCUCGAGACUGCCGAGACUGAGAUCAUGACUACUGUGAGAAAAGCUCGUUUCAGGUGCUGUAUGAGUCAACCGAUGACUACAGAUUGAUGCAGAGAAAAAAAAAAGAAAUCUACUCCAUAAGAAUUGGAAAAAAAGGCGACUGAUUUUGUGCCAGGGUUAUGUAUUUAUGUAUGUAUGCAUGAUCAGUCUAAAUUUCUUUCCUAGAAAGUUUAUGAUACCAACUGCUUGCUUUUGAUUUUUAACUUUCUGGAUUUUAAGAUACUGUUUUUAGUGAUAAUAUAGUCUCAUAUCUUACAAUA